CCCAUUCCCAUUUAAUCACUACACCAGACAACCAUGUAUAGCAUUACACUGGCUCUAAUUAUUGGUUCCGCAGUUUUCGUUGCGGUCAACGAUUUGUAUGAGUUUCUCAGUACCAACGAAUUUAAAAAAACACUCGCCACUGAAACCCCUGAGGACAACGUGCAAUGCGAAUGUUCGCUGUUCCGCACCGCGACCCCCCAAUCGGAGGAUAAGACGAUCGUAAGCCAAAAGCUCAUAGCGAUCGGUUAUUGUAACGAAAAAGGCGCCAAGUUUUGCGCUAAGCUGUGUAAUACUAUCGCGCUAAAAAUACACCGUCAAGCACCUCACUUUCUAUGCAAUUUUCUGAGCAACUGCGACAAACUCGAAGUUUUCUUGCAUAGCCGUACUUGCGAUUGGGAAAGCUGGCGGUUCACAGGGUUAAGAAGUACCGAUCUGUGCUGCGGGCGAAAAAAAAUAACCGAAUGAGAUCCAAGAAAUCUUAUCGACAACCUCCUUUACUCCCUGAAUUAAUUUUUAAUAUUAUGUGACGACUUUGGAGUGAACGUAGUGAACGAUUCUGUAUAAGUUUAUUUUCUUAAUGUAAAAUUUAUGAUGUAGUACAAUAAACUAUCAA
This is a messenger RNA of Photinus pyralis (common eastern firefly), 613 nucleotides long. RefSeq lists its product as uncharacterized. The coding region runs from base 34 to 465 and encodes 143 amino acids. The transcript has 3 exons. Lineage: Eukaryota; Metazoa; Arthropoda; Insecta; Coleoptera; Lampyridae. The record is from RefSeq and is a predicted model, not a curated record.